This is a messenger RNA of Thyridium curvatum, 2340 nucleotides long. RefSeq lists its product as uncharacterized. The transcript has a single exon. Gene Ontology annotation, molecular function: protein binding. The record is from RefSeq and is a predicted model, not a curated record. NCBI's taxonomy places the organism in Eukaryota, Fungi, Ascomycota, Sordariomycetes, Thyridiales, Thyridiaceae. Bases 1 to 2340 code for a protein of 779 amino acids.
AUGCCUCCUAAAAUACCUCUAGCCGAGCUGGGGACUCGGAACAACUUUAUAUGUCGAUCUUGUUUGGGGCAGCUUCAGAAACCCCAAGCCCAAUCAUGGCAGCCCCGGUCAUUCUUUACAUCAGCUGUCGCGACAGCUCGAAAACAGUCUCCGAGAACUAAGGCGGCACCGGCUAAAGCCCCAGUUGAAGAUGAGUCGGCAACUGUUCGAUUCUUUCAGCAAGAUGAGAGUGGAAAGCUGCGGCAGUUCAGGGAUCAGGAGGAUUUCUCGAAAGCUAUGAACCACGAUGUCGAACUGCAACUUCAAGAAUUGGAGGGAAAGCUGAAGGAGGCAGGUCGCCUGAUGAAGAUGAUCCAGGGCAACGGCGCAAAGUCCCAGACGGAGAGACUCAAGAGACAAUACCGCAGGCAUAUGGAACAGCUAAAAGAUGCCGACGACUUUAGCGUCUCGAAGCUCACGCCCGUCAAGACCACGAACCUGACCCCGACCCAGACAAAACACGUAGACAAAUUGAACACACUACUACGGCGCGCGGACAAGGAAUACAACAGGGGCGAGAUCAAAUCGAGGACGAUAGCAGCAGCUUGGAACGCAUAUGCCCUGGCUCGAGUAGGACUCGCGAAAUCAUGGGACAACGUACCCGCGGACGUUUGGGAGUCCAUGUGGAACAUCUUUGCGGCGGAUCUUGAAGACAACAACAAUCGAAUGGCCCAUAUAUACAUCCUCUCCAAGGAUAUGAACGCAGCUCGAAUCCCAUUGGGCGACCCCCAGCAGCUGUUGACGAUCGAGGCCAUGUUUGUUGAGGGCUGGGAGAAGGAGGCGAUAGAAAAUUGGAAGAGGGCAUCUUCUGUUCUUGGUGCCAAAGCGGAGACGUUGAAUGAGUACUGGGAGUUGGGCAUCCGGAUGUGCUCGUUGAAUGGAGAUCUGGACCGAGCAGAGCGAGCGUUCAAAGCCUUGAGCGCUGCUUCGUCAGACUUCAAUCCGCGCAUCCUUGUACCAUUCAUCAGGGCCUGCGCCUCGAGAGAUGUCAACCAUGAGAGGGGAUGGGAAGCUUAUCGUCGGCUCCGAGAUCUCCUGGGCGACUCAAUGGCUAUCGAGGAUUACGACGAGGUUAUAUCGUGCUUCCUCUCUUCGAGCCAGACAGACUAUGCGCUUCACGUGUUCGUGGACAUGAUGUUCUCAGGGGCUAUCGACGUCCAUGGCAAGACCAAGCUUCCCUCAGCUGUCAGCAACCAGUUUUUCCUUGGGAAGUGGCUGAAGCGGCUGAUCGGGGCUGGGGAUCUUGACGGCGCUCAGAAGGUCCUGCAAUUCAUGCAGAGCAAGGGCAUUAUGGCGGCAUCAGUCCAGGUCAAUGGUCUCAUUGGUGCGUGGCUGAGGUCCGGCACGGCAGAGAAUCAGGAAAAGGCAGACGACCUGGCUUGGGCAAUGAUCCGCUCUCGCCAUGUCUUUGUUGAGCUACGGCAGCGCGAGGCCGCGCUCGAGUGGCCUCUGCGAUUAUGGCAGAGCGGCAAGGUGAAGGAGAACGUUGCAGGCCUGGUUUUCGUCCCCAGGGCUACACUCGAAACCUUCUCUCUGAUGGCCGAAAACUAUCGGAGCCGAGGGCUGCAUGGCCGGCUGGAGCAGCUAUGGGUUGCGUUCAAGGAGGCCGACAUCUCGACUGAUGCCUUCAUGAUGAACCAGCUGCUCGAGUCGUACGUGCAGAACGGGAAAGGGCCGGACGCGUUGCAGAUGUAUCGCACCAUGACCCGGGAUCACGACCUUUUGCCCGACCACUACACGUUCUUGACGCUUUACAAAUCGCUGCCUAUCAACCGAAUGCUGUGGCUGUCGGUGUCAGAGGAGCAGAAGGAGGCCGAUGCUGUCGUAUGCCGCGAGCUCUUCCGGGACAUGGUGGGCUCUUUCUGGGUGUUUGAAGAUGACAAUGCCCAUGAGCAGCUCGCGCGGCUCAUUCUCCACUCUUUCCGCAAGGUUGAGGAUUAUGUUGGCUUCAUUGUGGCAUUCAGAACGCUCAGGGAGCUGUUCAAGUUCGCUCCGACGGAUGUGCUCACCGUCGAGAUGGUGGCGGAGACGCCGGAUCUGCACAGGGACACGCCCCGCACUCGCAAGAGGAUCGUAGAGGCUACGAUGAAGAUUCAGUCGAUGCUGGCUGCUCAGCCGAUGGCGGGGGCGGAGGACCUCGAGAACAUCACGCCUGAACGGAAAAGAGACGAGCUGGCAGCUGUCAUCGAGCAGUACUAUAGAAGCAAGAUACCCGCGACGGAGGACGAGUUCGAGGAGAUGUAUGAUGCGGCCGCUCAGGACCUGGGCGUGUACGAUACCUUGACGCCGAGCGGUACAUAA